AUGUUUAGUGAAUAUAUCAAAGGAAGUAAAUAUAUUGAAAAGUUAGAAGGGUAUUAUGAACAUUGGAGAUCUAAAAAACAUGUUUUAUGUGAUGAAUGUAGAAAACCUACAGCUUCUGCUUAUAGACAUUGCAAAAAAUAUUCUAAAGGAUAUUAUGUCAUGCAAUUUUAUGCUCAACAGCUUCAGAUACUUGAAGACUAUUCAUGA
Molecule: messenger RNA, 207 nt
Organism: Scutellospora calospora
Lineage: Eukaryota; Fungi; Glomeromycota; Glomeromycetes; Diversisporales; Gigasporaceae
Source: the annotation of a GenBank genome assembly